Molecule: messenger RNA, 1584 nt
Organism: Penicillium salamii
Lineage: Eukaryota; Fungi; Ascomycota; Eurotiomycetes; Eurotiales; Aspergillaceae
Source: the annotation of a GenBank genome assembly
AUGUCUUCACGCGAUCAAGAGGGUGGACAACCGCCGUCCAAACCUUUCUCUCUGUCACUCUCCAAAUCAAAUGGUCCGAAGAAGACGGCCUUUAACAUUCAAUCCGCAAAUCGCGGGCGUCCCACUGGCCCAGCUCAAAGCCGGUCCCUUCCUCAGCGGCCGCACCAGCUCGGCAAUGAUGACGACUCCGAAGAAGAAGAAGCCCCGCCGGCCCACGAAGAAGUCUCGGGCUUCGACACUCACACCGGUGGAGCCAUCACCGCCGAUGGAAAAGCGGUCGAAGAUACCAACAAACCAUUGAUCAUUCCUGUUACAAGCAAGAACAACUGGCGCGAUCGAGCGGGUAUCAAUGUCAAAAAGGGAAAGAAGAAUCUACUGCCGCGCGAGGUGCAAGCUAUGCAAGAGGCCGAGAAGAUUGGACAAACACCGGGACAGCCUACUAUGGAGACAGAUGCACCGAGCAUGGCAUUCGGUCUGAGCUUUGCGAAGGAAGGCGAAGAAAAGGCCCAAGACAGCGAAGCAGCGAACGAAGAUCAGCCUAUGCCCGAUGCAACACCUGUUGAGACCAAGCCUCUUACAGACGAUCAGAUUGCCAUGCAGGCGCUGAUCAGCGAGAGUAAGGGCGAGGUUGAGCGAAGGUCUGAUCUAGUCAUUCAGGCUGCAGCUAAAGACGGGGAUGACGACGAUGAAGCCCCAGUCCAUUACUCCGAGACUGGCUCUUUCCGCGCAGACAUCGCAACGCGGCCCGAGUCUGCGACUUUGGACGCCUACAAUGCCAUUCCUGUUGAAGAUUUUGGUGCUGCCUUGCUACGAGGAAUGGGCUGGAAAGAUGGCCAAUCCGUCGGACGAGGCAACUAUGGCAGUGCUGCGGCGGCAGAGAAGGCCAACAAACCUCGUGUCCCAGAACGACGACCUGGAUUCCUCGGUAUUGGUGCAAAAGAUUCAUCUGGCGGCAAAGGGGCUGAGACCGAGCUUGGUGCCUGGGGAAAAUCGGCAAUGCGCAAGGCAUCCCGGAAACAGGGCGAGGAAAACGACAAGGCCGAGGGUGUUUAUAUGCCUAUCACCAUGCGAAACAAAAAGACCGGCGAGCACCUAACUGAAGAGGAACUUGCUGUUUUACAGAAGGAGGCCAAGUCUAAACCUCCCCAGGAGGACGACUGGCGCGAGCGAAGAGAUCGCAACCUCGAAAAGAGCGGCCGAGACAAGGAUCGUGACCACGAAUAUCGCAAACGCGACUAUGACGACGAGGAUCGCUCUCGCCGACAUACUAGCUCUUCGCGCCGUGACCGCAGUCGAUCUGCUGGCCGCCAUUCCUCGAGCCGAUCUUCGCGAUCUCGUUAUGACGACGAUAGGAGUAGGGAUGACCGGUCCUAUCGUGACCGUGAUCACGACCGGGAUCGUCGCCGAGACCGCGAUGACCAUAAGGAUAGAAGAAGAAAUGGAGACCGAGACCGCGAUGGGGAUCGGAGUCACAGAUCGCGAGAUGAGAGGUAUAGUAGCUCCAGGCACUCGUCCCACUCAUAUCGACAUGACCGUGACCGUGACCGUGAUCGCGAUUCCCGCCGCAGCCGACGAGACGAUUAG